CACAGAAUUGAUUCCGCUUACUCAAUUGUCCAUUGCUUCACUCACACGACAGACCACACGCGACCUCUCUGUAUACUCAGCACUGCUCCUCUCGCCCACUAGAUUCUCAUUACCUACCGAAUGCGCAUUGAGUCUACGCCGCCACCCAACCGAACUGAACCCCUCCAAAAUCCGAUCGCGGCGCCGUCCUUGCCCGCCUCAAGCCAAAACAUGCCGUCCGAUGCGACUCCAGGCUCACCGGCGGGCUCCAACUCAGCUCUGCCUCCCUUUUACUCGCCAAAGACAGAGCCUGCCGAUGCAUCGACUCCUGCGCACCAUCACAAUGACACUCUCGAGCAGUCCAUAGACUCACUAUCUCUCUCCCCCGCUCCCUCCACUCCCGCCUCCGCUCCCGUCUCCGCACAUCCCGAUCCCGAGACCCCGAUCGGCCUAGAACCCCCGCCAUCACUGCUCUCUCCCUCCUUCACGCCCCCUUCUACGCCUGGUACUUCCACACCGACGACGGCUGGCCUUCGCGGUGUCCCCGUCGACAGCUCCAUCCCCUCCGGAGGAUGCGGAUCAAAGAGACCAAAGCUGCUCCCGACUCUCCCGGAGGUGGAAUGCAUCGUUCGUGCCCGUAUCCCCACGGUUGCAGGAACCGAGAUGUUCUUGCACCUGUACACCAACAAUGUGGACAACAAGGAGCACCUCGCCAUCGUGUUUGGCAAAAAUAUCCGAAGCAAGAGUCUAGAUGCUGUCCGGGAGGGUGAGACCGAGAUGGACCGCAUGGUGCGCGGCGCAUACACAGGAAGGCUGUUCCCCGGUCGCACAACCAGUGGCAUCGGUCCAGCGACCCCUCAGGAGGAACAGCCACCGCAGCCGUCGGACGAGCCUCCUCUGGUGAGGAUUCAUUCCGAGUGCUACACAGGUGAGACGGCGUGGUCAGCGCGAUGCGACUGCGGCGAGCAGCUCGAUGAAGCAGCGCGCCUGAUGAGUCUGCCAGGCAACAAGGCCGGCGGCAUCAUCAUCUACCUGCGACAAGAGGGUCGUGGUAUCGGUCUGGGAGAGAAGCUCAAGGCGUACAAUCUUCAGGAUCUGGGGUCUGAUACUGUCGAGGCGAAUUUGCUUUUGCGCCAUCCUGCCGAUGCUCGAAGCUACGGUCUUGCUACCGCUAUGCUGCUGGAUCUUGGCCACCCCGAGGUUCGACUGUUGACCAACAACCCUGACAAAAUCCGCGCAGUCGAGGGUCCUAAUAGAGAGGUUGUGGUCAAGGAGCGAGUGGCCAUGGUGCCUUUGUCGUGGAAGGGACGUGGAGGUUUCAGAAGUCAGGAAGUGGAGGGAUAUCUCAAGACCAAGAUUGAAAAGAUGGGUCACAUGUUGGAUAUGGCAUCAGUGCCACGAUAGAUGCGCAAACGAGAGACAAAUACCAGAACAGAGAGAGAUGGGACUUGAACAAGGCUUCUGUUUGUUGCAAUCAGGGGAGUUUAUCGUCGUUCUUUGGGAUUGAUUGAUGGCGUUGGACGGUGGAGCUUUUGAUGUAUGUAUGUGUAGGUAUGAUAGACAAAAACCACAUUUCAACAACUGUUCCAUAUCCCGAUCUACAAUCGUUGAUUACGGGGAUGGAUUUAUGAACCAUGAGUGCCUUAAUG
Fusarium graminearum PH-1 is the source of this 1628-nucleotide messenger RNA. Its product is annotated as GTP cyclohydrolase-2. The coding region runs from base 211 to 1383 and encodes 390 amino acids. The transcript has 2 exons. Lineage: Eukaryota; Fungi; Ascomycota; Sordariomycetes; Hypocreales; Nectriaceae. Gene Ontology annotation, molecular function: GTP cyclohydrolase II activity. The record is from RefSeq and is a predicted model, not a curated record. Gene Ontology annotation, biological process: riboflavin biosynthetic process.